Messenger RNA from Clunio marinus, 2013 nucleotides. NCBI's taxonomy places the organism in Eukaryota, Metazoa, Arthropoda, Insecta, Diptera, Chironomidae. The record is from the annotation of a GenBank genome assembly.
AUGUCCCGACAUAUUCUUGAUUCAUGUUGCCAAAGUGAGAUACCGUACGAUUAUCUCGAUGUUGAAAAUCAUCCAACAGCUUCACAACUGGAGAAAAACAUUGGAAAAGAUUUGACGGAAAUUUAUUUUAGUAAGUGCACACCCAUUGAAAAAGUCUUGUUUGGGCGCAGUAAACAGCUGGAGGGACCUGGAGAUUUAUGGAACGACCCAGAAGAUCGUCAUCUUCGAAUGAUACCGACUCAUUCAGAGAAAAUGAAAGCACUCACUCAUGUAGGUGUUUUAGAAAUUGGAAGGAAAAUUGAAGAAAAAAAUGAUUUGGAACAAGAGAAAAGAAUCUCUGAAGCUAUUUAUGGAACUGAAGAACUUGCAAGAUUCGAAGAAGACAAUAAAAUCCGAUUUCAUGUGAAGCAAGCUUCACUGGAAAGCGACGAAGAAUGUCAGAAGCGUAUUAAUGAUUUAAUAUCAAAACAUGAAUAUGAGAAGACAAAGUUAAGGAAGACUUAUGAUGAUGCAAGAGAUUUGUUGACUAAAUUCACUAGUAAAAAAUUUCAAAUAGAAAUGGGAAAAGUUAGAACAAAAGCAUAUGAUGAAGCAGAAAGUGAAAUGAAUGGAAAAGUACUAGAAAUUGUAGAUCGUGAGAUUGCAAAUCAAAAUAUUUUAUGCCAAGAACAGAUCAACAACACACUCAAAAAUAUGGAGAUCAACAAUCGAGACCGUAUUAAUGAAAUGAAGAAUCAGUGUCUGAAAGCGAUGGAUGUACAAAAUCAUUUGAUGACUUGCCGACACAUUACUGAAAUGAUGCACAUGAUGACUGUCCAAAAACGUUACUGGAGUAGGCAGAUAUCAGACAUGAAAAAUGACCUCGAAAAUUUGAUGGGAACAUUGCCUAAGAAUUCGUUUCCGCAUCAUCAAUCUAAAUCAAUCAAACGAUUAUUUAUGGAAUUAGUGAGCCAAAUUCACAACGUAAAUAACGAGGAACUUGAUGAGACAGAAAAGACAUUAUUGGAUGGAAUUCGACAACUCCAUAGCGAAUUGCUGAUGACAUCAAAUUCUGAAGAAAUGACCCAAGGGUAUGAGAACUCGAUAAGAAGUAAAGAAAAUGUCAAAACUGAACAUGAUGAUAGACUUAUUGACAUUCAUUGCAUCGAAACAUCAAACCUGAAAUUAUUGUCAAGUAUAGAGGUUCAAUGGGAGAAAAUCGAAAAUGUUGACAACGAAAUGUUUCCAAGCAAUUCAUUUUUAUUGACAGUUUUCAAUCGAUUUAAUAUGGUGAGAAGUCGUCAAUCAGUUUCCACUUCAAAUAACUCAUCAUUUGAGCCAACAAUGACCGACAAUGAUUCAUUGAACAUACUUGAGAGCUUCUCCUUGGCUGACGCAAUGGCCCCAGCUGUUGCUAUCAUUCCAAUGCCAAAGACCGAAGAUUUUCACGCAAAGGAUUCAUUGACUUUAAUGAACAAACGUGUCUCAAUUCGAGAGAAUGGUAACGAAUCUGUUUUCGACCAUGUUCGGUUGCUAUCAACUGUUGACUCGGUAGAACUAUUAAACAAUGAAAAAAUCAUUUCAAAUGAGAGGUUUUUAAAUAAAUCGUCUUCAUCUUCACAGCAAAAUUCAAAAUGCCAAAUUUCUUCAAAAUCCUCUUCAGAAAAAUCAUUACAAGUCCCAAAAUAUAUGAGAAAACCUAAACCAUUACAUCGACAUCUUUACGCCCGAAUGACAGAUGAAGAUUGGAAGCGGUUGAGAAAAGUUGUGGAAUCUUCUAAAAGACCAAAACGUGACUCUUCUAUUCAGUUCAAUGAACUUGACAAUGGUUUACCCCUUAAAAUAUCGAAACACAAAUCUUCAUUCCUUGAACGGUCAUCACACUUAAAUAUAUCCAAGAAAACUCUCAAUGAUCAACAGAAUGCUUUAUUUUUAAUAGAAAAAAAUCUUCAAAAGGAACUGAAAGCAAUGAGAAUUGAAUCAGUUUUAAUGAUGCUUUGCGAUGAGAAAUUUCUUCAUAAGACUUCAUCAUAA